Messenger RNA from Sitodiplosis mosellana (orange wheat blossom midge), 3514 nucleotides. RefSeq names its product ras-related protein Rab-5B (gene Rab5). NCBI's taxonomy places the organism in Eukaryota, Metazoa, Arthropoda, Insecta, Diptera, Cecidomyiidae. Gene Ontology annotation, molecular function: GTP binding; GTPase activity. Bases 335 to 988 code for a protein of 217 amino acids. The transcript is spliced from 7 exons. The record is from RefSeq and is a predicted model, not a curated record.
AAAAGCUGUGCACAGUGUUUUGUGUGAAAGAUUGUAGCUGGACUGAAUAAUCAUCGUCGCUCUUCGACACACACAAGGAGAACUACACAGUGCUAAUCGCUUUCGAAUUCAUAGAGAGAAAGAAAGAAAAGAAAAAUACAAAGUUUUUUUUUUGAAGAGAAAACGUAGAAAGAGAUUUCGUGAUUAUAAAAAAAGUGAACCAGUGACUCUUGGAUAAUUUCUAGCUCGUUUUCGUAUUCAUUUUUAGAAUAUAGAACAACAAAAAGCGUCCGCUUCAGAUAAUUCGAGAUAAAAACGCAACAAAUCCGCCGAAAACAAUUUUAAUUAACAUAAAAUGGCAUCGACACCACGCGGAAAUGCAGCGCAACGACCAAAUGGUUCGGCCCAAGGAAAGAUCUGUCAGUUCAAAUUGGUGCUGUUGGGAGAGUCGGCGGUAGGGAAAUCAUCGUUGGUGUUGCGAUUCGUCAAGGGGCAAUUUCAUGAGUUCCAAGAAAGUACAAUAGGAGCUGCAUUCUUGACGCAAACCGUUUGCAUGGAGGACACAGCCGUUAAAUUCGAAAUUUGGGAUACGGCUGGCCAGGAAAGAUAUCACAGCUUAGCACCGAUGUACUACCGAGGAGCUCAGGCGGCUAUCGUUGUCUACGAUAUUCAGAAUCAGGAUAGUUUUCAACGUGCUAAGACCUGGGUGAAAGAACUCCAACGACAGGCUUCACCAAACAUCGUGAUUGCUUUGGCCGGCAAUAAAGCUGAUUUAACGAACAGCCGUGUCGUAGAAUUCGAAGAAGCAAAACAAUAUGCUGAAGAAAAUGGAUUACUAUUUAUGGAAACAUCCGCCAAAACUGCAAUGAAUGUUAACGAUAUAUUUUUGGCAAUCGCAAAAAAAUUGCCAAAGAACGAAGGCGGCGGCAGCCAAGGAAAUGGACAAGGUAGAAGGCUAGAAAAUGAGCAAAAUCGACAACCAAACUCGUCGAUAAAUUGUUGUAAGUGAUGUUAUGGUAAAGAUUUCACUGGCGAUAGCUUUUUGGUUAUACAUAAAAUAUAUUAAAUGUAAUUGAUUUACACACACACACACACAGAACAAGUGGGCUGGAUCAAAAAAAAGAGAAAUAAACAGCGAAAAAUUUAUAAAUAUAUUCAUAUAUAUUAUAAUUAUUCUUUCCAUUUAAUUUAAUGUUUAUUUUAUUAGUAUUUUCUGUAUUAAACAAAGUAAGAAAGAGAUAAAUGAAAAUCAAGCAAAAUUUCACACAGAGCAAAUGGAUGAAACAGAAAAAAAGAUUGAAAAAAAAAUAAUCACAAAUAAAAAAUGAAGAGAAAAAAAAUGAAGCGAAAUUUGCAUGUAUGAUGUAUGGAAUGUUGUGUAUUUCAAGCAGAAUUAGUUUGAGCUUAUAUUUUUUUUUAAGUAAACCAAAUCAUAAUUAUUCCUUUCCGUGAAAAGCUAGCCGAAUUUGUAUUUUGUCCGAAAGUAAAUGAAAAUUUAAGCAAACCAAAUCUAAUUUGUCGCGCAUAAUACACAUACACACACACACACACAAGAUAAUCAAUGUUUUGAAAGAAGAGAUUCAUUUGUUAUUGGAAUUAUAAUUACUGAAGAGAAGAAAAAAAAACAAAACAAGCUUAUCUGUGCAAAUAAAAGCGGCUCAUUUGUGCACUUCUCUUCUGCAAUGCAUAUUGUUGUAAGUGGGCGAUCAUUUCAUAAGUGUUUUGAAACCAAACAGAAAAUAAAAAUCCUCUUUCAUUCUUAUAUAUUACACGGCGACCGAUCAAGUGUAUAACCCAAAUAUUAUUAUCAAAUCGACUUAGCGAAGCAACGGCGUUUGUUUUCUUUUCAAUUUCGCUACAACAACAGAAUUUCUCAACACCACAGACAACCCAAACCGAUGAGUAAUACAGUAAUACACGAAUCGAGACAUUGACCGUGUGGAAAAUUUUUUGACUGACUAGUUAACCGAUUAAUUUUGGGCAUUUUGACUGACAGUGGUUGACUAAAAGUGAUUAUCUCGAACAAAUUAAACGUUGUCACGUCAAAUCACGGUCGACAUGUAACUGUAGUUAACUUUAAAAUCACUCUUAGUUAAUUUCCAGCCAAAUGUCCCAAAUUAAUCGGCUGACCCAAAGAAUGAUUAAACAUGAUUAUCUUCAUUCAAAAUAGUUGAUUUCAAUCAACAUAGCCAGAUUCAGUUGUGUACCACUACUCAAAACUAUAUGCAACUGAGUGGCUGUUAGUCAUUUAAUUUACACACGCGUAGGGUGAAACAGUAAUUUUUCCCAAAUAAUAGAAUCAGCCGGACAUGUUAAACGUCUUUUUAUGCAAUUACGAAACAUAGGAAGAUGACAAUAGCAACCAAUUUGCCGAAAUCAAGUCACAAUCUUUGUUCUGUGCUGGAAGAAAGGAGAAAAUAAGAUUUAAAAACAAUUUAAACGCAGUGAUUUUAUUACACAUACACACACACACACAUAUAUUUCAAAAUAGAGUAAACAAAGUGGCUGCAAUCGUCAAAACAAACACUUGAAAUAUAACUGACUUUUUUGUAUUUAAAAAUAAAAAUGAUGAAAAAAAACCCAACAAAAACAACAACAACACGUGAAUCGAUAUUUGAUAAAUAACUAUUAUUGUGUACAUUUGAAAAGGGGAAUUCUAAGUAAAUAGUUUAUAGUUUAUAAGUUUAUGCAAACAACAUCAACAAUAACAAUUUUGCAGCAGCGCAAUGAUACCAAUCAGUGUUAAUUGAAAUAAGAGAGAGAGAGUUCAUUGAACGGAAAUUUUUCUAUUGGUAUCAAACAUAGAAUGUGCACGAUAUUCAAUUUACCAAUAAAAGAAGCUAUAACUCCGACGACGCUUGAUUCAUAUCAAUUGAAAAAUAUUUAGUUGGUUUCACACAUUAGCCUCAAGCAGCCAAGGUUAUGCGUUGUUUUUCACAUUUCCACACAGCGCAUGUUGAACUUGGUUACUUUCUUUUUUCCAAAUAUUCGGUGGCACUUUCGUGUAGUGGCAUAUUUUUGCAUUUCUUUCGCUAAUUCCCAACAAAUUAAAAAGAAAAACACAAAAAAAAAUUUAUUCUUUAUAAAACAAUUUGCAAUUAUAAUGGACAUUUUUUGUUCUCUUCUAUUUUUUGUGGUGAACGUGAUUCAUUUAGGUUUCUCUUGUUAAACGUUUUUUUCCAGAAAAAAAAAAAUUUUCAACUUUUAUUUCUCACAAAGAAUGAAACAAAGCAAAUUUAAUUAGAAUCGACAAUUUUAAUUGAUAUAUAUGAAAUGAAUACAAAAACAAAAAAACUAAUGAAUUUUUUUACGAUACUUUUGUGAAAAACAUGAAAAAAUAAAAACACCGAUUCGAUCAGUUAGUUUCCUUUUUGAUAUAAUAAACUGAAAUUAAAGGAAAUUCGUAGGGAGCUGAAGUAAUUAAAAAAAAACAAAAGUAAUUGAUAUAUUGAACGUAAGUUUCGGAUGAGAUGUAAAAUUGAACUCAUCUAUAAAUUAAAUAAAAAUCAAAUGAUUGAGAGAAAAAAAAACCGAA